ACAAGCGCUGUGAUUAGUGGAAUAAUGGCACCUGAAGAAAAACACUCGCAAUCCAUACAAGCAAUACUCGGGUCGUUGCCAUUUACAUGUCCUUACUGUUCUAGAAAAUAUAAUAAACACAAGGAUUCCGUGCACACUAGCGGAGACCACAUCGAAGAUCAGAUGGCAUCAUCAUGUCGAUAUUACAGUGAUCUCUUAUCGAAAAAAAUUAUACGGUUUAAACAGAAUGUUAAAAGACGGCUAACAAAUGAACUGGAUUCAUUUUCUCCAUCAAAUAUAUACGUAGAAGCGUGUACAAUGAAACCUAGCGGAAGACAAGAUGAGAACUUGCAAGUGAAAAUCAAAAAACGUGAAAUAAUAAAUCAAAACUGCAUAUUAUCACCUACUAUUAGUGCUGUAGAUAUUAGAAGGAAUGAAAGCCACGAUUUAAAAACAUUAUAUUAUAUGCUAACUGCGAUAGAAGGCAGAGUUCGUAGACUAAAACAAAAUUUGUGAUCGUACUGUUUUAAAUAAUCAUACUGUAUGUAAUAGUCGUAUGGCGUAAUAAAUUUUGAUCGAGC
Messenger RNA from Colias croceus (clouded yellow), 560 nucleotides. RefSeq lists its product as uncharacterized. The transcript is spliced from 4 exons. Lineage: Eukaryota; Metazoa; Arthropoda; Insecta; Lepidoptera; Pieridae. The record is from RefSeq and is a predicted model, not a curated record. The coding region runs from base 25 to 495 and encodes 156 amino acids.